Messenger RNA from Paramecium pentaurelia, 1071 nucleotides. NCBI's taxonomy places the organism in Eukaryota, Ciliophora, Oligohymenophorea, Peniculida, Parameciidae. The record is from the annotation of a GenBank genome assembly.
AUGUUAAAUUAUAUCUUAACAGAUAGAAUAGAGAUAUUAUAUUAAAUAGGAUUUGCAUAGAAUGAGAUUGGAAAUAAUGAAUAGAUAUUCUUGGAUUAUAAUAAAGCCCUUUCUGUUAGAUCUUAAAAAUCAAAACAGUAACAAUCAAAAUAAUAUUGAAUAGGAAUUUUAUUUAAAUACAUUGGAAAUUAAGAAGAGGCAUUCGACCCUAUGAAUAGUAAGUCGAAUUUAACAGAGGUAACAGUCUUUAUAUAUCGGUAGGAAUCUUGUAUGAUGUAAUUGUGAAUAAAGAAUAUGCACUUAUAGAUUAUAAAAAUGCAAUUUGAUUAAAUCCAACGAAUAGUAUAUUUUUUUUAUAAAAAAAUAAUCAAUAAUUUAUUUUGAUUAGGAGUACAUUAAGAAAUAUAGAUUAGACACACCAAGAUUUUGCAAAGUCCAUUCAAUUUACUUUGUAUGUUCUUGCUUAUACAAGCAUACUAAUAAAUGUUUUAUCUCAAUAGGUUCUAAAUAUUUGUUAAUGGGAAAAAUAGAGUAUAGUAGACUCAAAGAUUUAAUAUUAAGGUAAUUCUUAUUAUAAUUUUAGUAAUAAAAAUAUUCUACACUGAUUAGAAGGCAGAUUAGAUAUAAGGGAAAUAAUCAAUAAAUUAUCCUCAAUUGAGGAAUGGCCAAUUUGAUUUAAUAUUAAAGAUCUAAAAUCUCAUUGUAAUAUAAAUUCAAAUAAGGUUUAGUCCUUUCUGAUUAUUUAAAAGCAAAGGAUCUGGAUUAAGAGAAUCGUUUCGGCUAUCAAUUUAAAAAUAACUUUAUUUGUUUAAUAAAAUAUUUCAUUUGCUUCUAAAAAAGGCAAUGCUAAUAUAUUUAAAAGGAAUUAAUCUGGAGGAAUUGUUUUAUUAAAUCAAUAAAACAAUUCAAAUUUAUACCAAUUGAUUAAAAUUGGAUAUUUUAAUAUAAUCUUACAUCUAAUUAGAUUAAUCAAUUUUAGAUAACAUUUAAGAGAGUGCAAUCAAGAAUUUACAAUACUUAGAAGGGUUAAAAUACUUGUGGGCGAUGUGAUAGAUUAAUAAUGAAGUAUGU